UGGAGGUCGAGUCCGGAUCAGAACGAUUUUGUGUUCCUAAAACUUUCUUUUCAAGAAAAUGUUCUGGUGAAUGACGCCGUUCCAGCUCCAACUAAGUAUAAAAACAAGUGGGCUGUGAGCAGUUUUGUCGAAUGGCAGAGGUUAAGAGAGGUUCAAGUUCCGGUAUUAGAUUGUGGUGGUCUCUUCAAGGUCUACGACUUACACAAGGUUACCGCUCUGAGCGGAGAUAUUGCCGGAAUGAAUGUUCUGUCGCUUAACUAUUGGUUGUCAAAAUUCGUGGUGGAGGUAGCUAAAAAGUCCGGUGAAAGAUACCCUCCCAAGACUGUUUAUAGUAUCAUUUGUUCGCUCAAGCGUUAUUUGGAGGAGAAAAAUGGAUCCGAAGCUUUGAAUCCUCUGGACGCUAGUGACUAA
Molecule: messenger RNA, 411 nt
Organism: Porites lobata
Lineage: Eukaryota; Metazoa; Cnidaria; Anthozoa; Scleractinia; Poritidae
Source: the annotation of a GenBank genome assembly